Molecule: messenger RNA, 1417 nt
Organism: Ziziphus jujuba (common jujube)
Lineage: Eukaryota; Viridiplantae; Streptophyta; Magnoliopsida; Rosales; Rhamnaceae
Product: glyoxylate/hydroxypyruvate reductase HPR3-like
Exons: 3
Coding region: 141-1151 (336 amino acids)
Cellular component (GO): cytosol
Molecular function (GO): glyoxylate reductase (NADPH) activity; hydroxypyruvate reductase [NAD(P)H] activity; NAD binding
Source: RefSeq, a predicted model, not a curated record
AAAUUUAUUAAAUGGUUUUUUUUUUGGGAAAAAAAUUUGUCAGUUUUUGGGGACGAAUUUAGGAGCGACGCACGUGGGCUUCCACCCACAAAACUUAGUGCGAGUUGGGAGUUGUGCUCCGGGAGCACAAAGCCACUCUGAUGGCUGACCACCACCAUCACCACCACUGCAGCAAUAACCAACAACUCCAAAACCUUCCAAAAAUCAUAGUUCUUCUACCACCAGGCGGCUUCAAGUUCUUGGAAUCUGAAUACUCCCACAAAUUCCACUUCUUGAAGGCAUGGGAGUCCCAGCUUUCUAUGGAUCAGUUCUUGAGCACCCGUGCCAGCUCUGUUCAAGCUAUGCUAUCCUCCGCCAAUGGCCCACUUAUCACAGCCCAGAUCCUCCAGAUGCUACCGUCGCUCAGGGUCAUCGUCACCACCAGCGCCGGCCUCGACCACGUCGACUUGCUUGAGUGCCGGAGGCGUGGUAUUGCCGUUGCCAAUGCUGGAAACGUUUUCUCUGAGGAUGUUGCUGAUAUGGCGGUGGGUUUGUUGAUUGAUGUGCUCAGAAAGAUGUCGGCUGCCGAUCGGUAUGUGAGAUGUGGGAUUUGGGCUAGAAAUGGAGACUACCAUCUGGGUUCCAAAUUGAGAGGCAAGCGAGUUGGCAUCGUUGGAUUGGGAAGCAUUGGUUUAGAAGUGGCAAAAAGGCUUGAGGCCUUUGGCUGCAGCAUCUUAUACAACUCAAGGAAAGAAAAACCAAAUGUUUCAUAUCCUUUCUAUUCCAACAUUCAUGAACUUGCAGCUAAUAGCGAUGUGCUUGUCAUUUGUUGUGCAUUGAAUGAGCAAACACACCACAUCGUCAACAGGGAAGUCAUGUUGGCACUGGGAAAAGAGGGAGUCAUUGUUAAUGUUGCACGAGGGGCAAUUGUCGACGAGAAAGAAAUGGUGAAGUGUUUGUUGCAUGGAGAGAUUGGAGGUGCUGGUUUGGAUGUGUAUGAGCACGAACCUCAUGUCCCUAAAGAGCUCCUUACGAUGGAUAACGUUGUGCUAUCACCCCAUGGAGCUGUCUCUACGUUGGGAAGUGUCAUGGCUUUGCGUGAGCUUGUGGCGGCAAAUUUUGAAGCAUUCUUCUCGAACAGACCAUUACUUUCUCUGGUUGUUAAUGAUUGAAUCAACACUCACUUGAUAUGAUAAGCUGCAGAAAUUAAAGAGUCAAUUAGAGAACUCCAGGAUAUGGAGAAUUGUCAUAUCAUUGUUUGUGGUAGUUUUGAUUUUGGGGCUUGAGAUCGGUACCAAAUUUGUGAAACUCUGUAUAAAGCAUUGUAGAUUGGUCGAUGAGUCCCAAAUUUGUGAAACUCUGUAUAAAGCAUCGUACAUUGGUUGGUUGAUGAGUUGAUCUUCAAUUUAUGUUCUAAAAUUCCAUUGGAAUCUUAAAA